CUGGCGCUGAGCGCAGUCCAGGAGUGGUGGAGACUAUGGCCACGCUGCGAAGGCUCCGAGAGGCGCCCCGGCACUUGCUAGUCUGCGAGAGAUCCAACUUCAGCCACCACAAGUCACGCCACCGGCAUCUAGUGGAGGCGCACUAUCACAAUUACCGGGUGUCAUUUCUCAUUCCUGAAUGUGGGAUAUUACCAAAAGAACUGAAAAGCCUGGUCAUGGAAACUGGACCCUAUUACUCUGUGAAGAAUUUACCUCUUCAUGAAUUAAUUACACAUGAAUUCAUCAACACUUUUGUAAGGAAAGGUUCCUGCUAUGCACUCACAUUCAAUACAAAUAUUGAUGAAGAUAAUACUGUUGGUCUGCUACCCAAUGGGAAGUUGAUUUUAUCCCUGGAUAAAGACACUUAUGAAGAAACUGGACUUCAAGGUCAUCCCUCUCAGUAUUCUGGCAGAAAAAUUAGGAAGUUCAUUGUUUCCAUUGAUUUGAUGGAUUCAUCCUUUAUGUUGGAGUCUAAGAAGUAUAAAAGAAUAUGUUGGUCUUUCAAAGAAAAGAAGCCUUUGAAGUUUGAUUUCCUUUUGGCUUGGCAUUCUACAGGUGCAACAGAUUCAACAAUGAUGUCAUACUUUUCCAAAUACCAAAUUCAGAAGCAUCAACCUAAAGUAGAGCUGAGCACAGUGAAUGAUUUGCAGUGCCCGGUGCUGCAGAGCAGUGAGCUUAAAGGAGAGCCAGAGUCAUCCUGCGGUGCCCAAGAGCUCUUUGAGUGGCUGGGCGCAGUCUUCUGUAAUGCAGACCUAGAUAACGAGCCUAAUAAUUUUGUGUCAACCUACUGCUGUCCCCAGCCAAGCACAGUGGUGGCCAGGGCUUGCUUGUGUACAAUCACUGGCCUCAUCCUUCCAGAGAAGAUCUGUGUCCUGCUGGAACGGCUGUGUCAUUACUUUGAUGAACCAAAGCUGGCUCCGUGGAUUACCUUGUCAGUUCAAGGCUUUGCAGACAGCCCUGUUUCCUGGAGAGAGAAUGAGCAUGAUUUUCACAAAGGAGGUGAACAUAUGUACAACUUUGUGAUUUUUAAUAACCAGGACUAUUGGCUUCAGAUGGCUGUUGGAACACUCGAUGACUGUCCUCCCUAAGCAAUACUGAAUUUUAAAAUCUGUUUAUUUGUUGUCACUGUU
This is a messenger RNA of Dipodomys spectabilis (banner-tailed kangaroo rat), 1169 nucleotides long. RefSeq names its product ribonuclease P protein subunit p40-like. Gene Ontology annotation, biological process: endonucleolytic cleavage in ITS1 to separate SSU-rRNA from 5.8S rRNA and LSU-rRNA from tricistronic rRNA transcript (SSU-rRNA, 5.8S rRNA, LSU-rRNA); tRNA 5'-leader removal; tRNA 3'-end processing. The record is from RefSeq and is a predicted model, not a curated record. Gene Ontology annotation, molecular function: ribonuclease MRP activity; ribonuclease P activity. Lineage: Eukaryota; Metazoa; Chordata; Mammalia; Rodentia; Heteromyidae. Bases 36 to 1127 code for a protein of 363 amino acids. Gene Ontology annotation, cellular component: multimeric ribonuclease P complex; ribonuclease MRP complex. The transcript has 8 exons.